ACCCUAGCCACUUUCCCUCAUAUAAAUUCCCCUAGUUUAGCCACUCUCCGUCGUCUGCUGCAACUUACAAGCUCGGCCAUCAACCCUAUUAGCAUCCUUCGGCUUCUAGACCUACUCAGCUUUUAGCCAUGUCGAGGAGAAAGACAAGAGAGCCAAAGGAAGAGAAUGUUACACUUGGCCCAACUGUAAGGGAGGGAGAGCAUGUUUUCGGGGUGGCUCACAUUUUUGCUUCAUUUAAUGAUACCUUUAUUCAUGUGACUGAUUUGUCUGGUAGGGAAACCCUGGUUCGCAUUACUGGUGGAAUGAAGGUUAAAGCUGACAGGGAUGAAUCUUCACCAUAUGCUGCUAUGCUUGCUGCACAGGAUGUUUCACAGAGAUGCAAGGUUUUUGUUCUACUCUAUACAUAAUACAAUGAUUCUAGA
Molecule: messenger RNA, 422 nt
Organism: Populus euphratica (Euphrates poplar)
Lineage: Eukaryota; Viridiplantae; Streptophyta; Magnoliopsida; Malpighiales; Salicaceae
Product: 40S ribosomal protein S14-like
Exons: 4
Coding region: 129-407 (92 amino acids)
Biological process (GO): translation
Cellular component (GO): ribosome
Molecular function (GO): structural constituent of ribosome
Source: RefSeq, a predicted model, not a curated record